UCUAACACCCAAAGCCUUGCAGUACCCGCUUUUCUAUUGGUCGAUAGUUCAAAGCAUGAUCGAAAAUAGACCAAUGAUGAGUCGUUUGACAUUACCUAUGUCAUUGAUCUUUAGUCACACCACAUUCAAAAUGGCCACACGAAGUAGGAAGGGUAAGAAGUGCACGGUGAUUGGCGGCUGUGGGUUCCUGGGCCGGUACAUAGUAGAGCGGCUGUUGGAGGAGGGGUACACUGUCAACGUGUUCGACAUGGCGAAGACCUUUGAAGAUGACAGGGUGAAGUUCUUUGUUGGAGACCUGUGUCAGGAAAAGGAUCUUGCCCCUGCAAUCAGUGAUGUGCAGACUGUGUUCCAUUGUGCUUCUCCACCUCCAAGUUCUGAUGAUAAAGACUUGUUCUACAGGGUUAACUUUGUUGGUACAAAGAAUAUCAUUAACGCAUGCAAGAAGGCUGGUGUGCAGAAACUUGUUCUGACCAGUUCAGCCAGUGUUGUGUACGAAGGAACAGAUAUCAAGAACGGAACAGAAGACCUGCCCUAUGCUAAGAAGCCCAUGGACUAUUACACCGAGACUAAAGUUCUCCAGGAGAAGGAGGUCCUGGCAGCUAACAGCCCAGAGGAGAACUUCUUCACUGUCGCCAUCCGUCCCCACGGAAUCUUUGGUCCAAGGGACAGACAGAUGGUUCCUAUAUUAGUGAACACUGCACGGGCAGGGAAGAUGAAGUUCAUGAUAGGAAAUGGGGAGAACCUUGUUGACUUCACGUAUGUGGUAAACGUUGCACAUGGACACCUGCUGGCAGCUGAACACCUGCACAAGGACUCACCUGUAUGUGGCAAGGCAUUCCACAUCACCAAUGAUGAACCCAUUCCCUUCUGGACUUUCAUGUCUCGUAUCCUAGAAGGGCUCAAUUAUGCCUCCCCAAAGAUGGGCCUUCCUUACCUCCUUAUAUACUACCUAGCCGCAUUCCUUCAGCUUCUCUGCAUACUCCUAAAGCCAAUUAAGGAGUUGAAACCCACCUUUACCCCCAUGAGGGUGGCACUGGCCGGGACGUACCACUAUUACAGCUGCCAGAGGGCCAAGCAGUUGAUUGGUUACAAGCCUCUUGUGCCACUAGAUGAUGCUAUAAAGCUUACUGUGAAAGGUUAUGCUCAUUUAGAAAAUAAGAACUAAAACCAAACCAGGUACAAGUUUUUGUAGGACAUGGCAUUGCUUUAUUCUUUCUUUUCUUUUAAUGAAUAGUAUGAAGUCUAUGAAGUGAAUAUUUGCUUGUUGAUUUGAUAUAUCCUUAAAAUGUCUAAUAUUGAUUAGCGUUUGUGAUAUUAGAGUCUACUAAAAUAUAUAGAUCCUGACUGCCCAUCACAAAUAUCAGUGUAAACAAUAGGAAUGGAAAUAAGCGAUUUAAGAGAGUGAGAAGGUGGCUAAAUUUAUGAGAAAUAUUAGCAUUGUCAUGUUUUUAUUUUGCAUUUCAAUGUGUUGAAAGAGAUAGGCAGGGAUAUGGGAUCAGUCUAUUGUAGUGCUACCAGAGCACAACUAAUCAAAGUGCAAUAGAAUAUGAAGGUUAUCAUGGGAAUUAAUAUGCAUAUGUUUUAAUACAUAUUAUCAUUGCAUUUAGAUAUAUGAAUGUAUCAAUGACCAGUAAGCUAAUACAUAAACAUGUACAUGUAUUUAUGAUUAGGAAACACCUUUAAAAAUGUAGAUUCACUAUACUUAAAAUCAACAUAAUUUUGCAUUGUUCAUCUGUGGUUGAAACAACCAUAAUUAUGCAAUAUGAGACAGAACAUGUUUGUGGUGUGAUGAGGUUAGGGUAAGUGGCCAUGAGAACAUAAAACACUACAAAUAUUUCAAACUUUCAAAUCUUAUUUCUAUCCUGAUUGUGUAAUAUUGGUGUAGCCAAUAAUGUCAUAGUUAGCUUCAGAAAUUUUCAGAUGCAAAACAAAAAUUCACACUGCACAUAUAAUUAUUGCAUUUUGUGCUUUAUUCUGCAAUGUUGUCUGCAUUGCAUUGAAUAUGUUACAGGUAAUUCCCUAGGAAUCUGAAAUCAGUCAUAUACACUGUAUGGCUUCAUCAUGGGCUACCUAGUGUGUGUAAGUGUACGAUUCUCGGCAAUCUUUCCGUGGACCGAGUACACCGUGUGUGUAAUAAGUGUACGAUUCUAGGGAAUCUUUCCGUGGAGUCAGAUUUUUAUUACAGCAAACUAAUACUGAUUUCAACAAAAACUCGAUGGCCUACCGCCUAUGGCUUCAUAUGGAAAUGUGCCGUGUUUGGCAGUAUCUAUGGCUCUAAUAUAUAGUACUUCACUGUUAUUCUAUAAAUUUAUAUAUAGUCUUGUACGUAUAACCAAGAUGUAUUUGCCCUGUGGGAUAGGCUUCAAUACUCCAUGUCUGAUACUUUCAAUGCAAUGAGACAGUACAGAUGACCAACUCUG
Messenger RNA from Branchiostoma floridae (Florida lancelet), 2420 nucleotides. RefSeq names its product sterol-4-alpha-carboxylate 3-dehydrogenase, decarboxylating-like. NCBI's taxonomy places the organism in Eukaryota, Metazoa, Chordata, Leptocardii, Amphioxiformes, Branchiostomatidae. The coding region runs from base 56 to 1165 and encodes 369 amino acids. Gene Ontology annotation, biological process: steroid biosynthetic process. The transcript has 7 exons. Gene Ontology annotation, molecular function: 3-beta-hydroxy-Delta5-steroid dehydrogenase (NAD+) activity. The record is from RefSeq and is a predicted model, not a curated record.